CACGGACGCACAACAUGACUCGCGCGUAAUUCAAAAUUUGUUAGUUAUACAUACCAAAAUUAUUGCAAGUAAGUAUCUACAAUAACAGUCAGACAUGGAAAAUAUAUUAUUCGUCGAUAAUGCAAGACAAGAUGAAAUUGAAACAUUUUAUGAAGCAGCACAACGACACAGAGAUUAUUACAGAGGAUAUCCAAAUUGUAAUCAUCCGCUAACUUACUUUAGGGAGCCAGAGUACAUGUGGCAAUGUCCAAAAGAUAUGACUCCUGUCUACCUAUCGUUCCCGAUGUACCACGUGAAAUACAAACAGCCAGCUGUCCUACCGAACACCACGGGCCGGACGACUGAUAUGCCGUCGUUACCGGGCCGGACUCUCGCCGGACGCUUCAAUAAGGAAGCCUGCAAAGCUUUCGUCAGAUAAGGCAGGUACCUAAUGAUACUCGAGUCU
This is a messenger RNA of Helicoverpa armigera (cotton bollworm), 445 nucleotides long. RefSeq lists its product as uncharacterized. The record is from RefSeq and is a predicted model, not a curated record. Lineage: Eukaryota; Metazoa; Arthropoda; Insecta; Lepidoptera; Noctuidae. The transcript is spliced from 3 exons. The coding region runs from base 95 to 418 and encodes 107 amino acids.